Musca domestica (house fly) is the source of this 1054-nucleotide messenger RNA. RefSeq names its product protein late bloomer-like. NCBI's taxonomy places the organism in Eukaryota, Metazoa, Arthropoda, Insecta, Diptera, Muscidae. The transcript has 5 exons. Gene Ontology annotation, cellular component: membrane. The coding region runs from base 147 to 809 and encodes 220 amino acids. The record is from RefSeq and is a predicted model, not a curated record.
GAAAAUAGACCUUAGUUCUCAAUACUCAGUCGUGAAGUACGGAUCCGUGCCGGUUGUAAAAAUUUACAAAACGAAACAGAGAAGAGUCUGUUUCAGUUUCAAUUGUUUUGUUUUGUUUUUCCGACGCCAAAUACAAUAACAACAAAAUGGGUUGUGGCGAAUCAACAUUGAAGUUUACAUUAUUCGUAUUGAAUAUUUUGUGUUUUAUACUUGGGGUAUUGACAUUAUCAGCAUGUAUUUUUGCACUAAUCGAGUUUGAAUUUAGUGAAGCUGUCAAAAUUCCCUGCAUCGUGAGCAGUGUCUUAAGUUGCAUUCUAUUCCUCACAAGUACUUUGGGUUGCUGUGGCGCCCAAAAGAAAUCUGCGAAAGCAACAUGGGCUUACUCCAUAAUAAUGUUACUGCUGAUGGCAGCUCAAAUUGCUGUGAUUUUUGUACAACCCAUUAAUUUCAAUAAUUUUUCGACUGAAGUAAUUGACAAGGCGUGGAAUGUCACCGACAUCAAAAAGGAUUAUCUAAUGACUUCGUAUGAAAUAAAGUAUGAAUGUUGUGGAAAAUUUGGACCUUCGGAUUACACAGACCUGAAUGUAACAAUACCCCUCAGUUGUUAUAGAAAUCACAAUAAUCGCAUCGAUACAAAUCUCCUCGAUGUCGGUUGCAUUGACAAACUUAAUGCAAUGUUUUCAUCCAAUCAACGAAUUGAGGAAAUAAGUGAUUGGACUUUGGCCGGUUUGGAGGGAGUAUCGGCAUUGGUUGGUGGAAUGCUGGCAAUAACAUUACAAAAUAUCGAAAGACGAAAAUAUUAUCACUGAGAAGUAGGUACUCAAUCGACGAAACUUAGUUCCUAAAAUAAAAUUGUAUUUAUUUUCAUAACACUUUGGUUGCAAAUCACGACAAUGUACUUAAAAAUGUAAAUUUAAAUUAUACAUAUCUUAAACAGUGUAUGCCAGAAAAUUAGAACAGUAUUUUGUAAUUAUUAUAUUUUGUAUUAAUACUAAUUAAAAUUUAAAUAAAAUGGACAGUUUGUUCAAUAUAAAUUUUCUUACCACAGAGACUU